Paramecium sonneborni is the source of this 736-nucleotide messenger RNA. The record is from the annotation of a GenBank genome assembly. Lineage: Eukaryota; Ciliophora; Oligohymenophorea; Peniculida; Parameciidae.
AUGAAGCAACUAGAAUAGCUUAAAUCUAUGAAAAUUAAUUAAAGUAGUAAGUAUGAUUUAAUUGGUAAUAUGGUAGGAGGAAAUGUAAAUUAUUUUAAGCUUUCAAAAUAAUUUUUCGAUAAUUCCAUUAUUCCUUUGCUUUAAAAGAAUGGUAAGUUUUAGAAAACUUUAUGAAGGAGGACUAAAAGAGAAAGUUAACUUUUUUGAUUUAGAUAUAGAUAAAGUGAAUUAAGUAGAAAAAAUAAGAAAUUUAGAACUAAUGCUAAGAGAUGGUAGUAAAAUAGUUUUAUAGGAAUUAGAAACCUUACACACCUAGUGUUAAAAUUAGCAUAAAAAUUUUAGACAAAAGUAAAAUAUAGAUUUAAAUUCAUAAUAGGAAUAAACUAAAAUAUAAAAGUUUUUAAAUGUGGAUUUGUAGUAGGAUAUUAAGGAAAUUUAUUUUAUACACUUGUAUUCUUAGAUUUUUAAAACAUUAUAAAAUUAAAAAAUGAAAUUAGAAUCUGAUAAAUAAAAAACAAAAGAGAAUUUAAUGUUAUAAGCUAUUUGUUUAGCUUCACUCAUCAUAAGUGAAAUGCCUUUCAGUAGGGAUAAAAAAUUCUUUGAUCUUGAAGAAUUUGAAAAAGUGACUGAGAACUCAAAAUAUAGUUAAUAAUCUUUAGAACAAUAUAUAAAAACAAAGGAUGAAAUGAUUGGUCAUUUAAAUGAAAGAUUGAAUUCUUAAGGGGUUAAGAUUUGA